CUACAAAGAACCCUAACAAAAAUAGUAGAUAAGAUGAAUCCUCCCGCCUUCCUACCCUUCCUCCUCAUGAUCACACAGAGCCUCGUCUUCACCUCCCACGGCAACCGCGUCUAUUCCAGCGCACAAUAUCUCAUCGUCUCGGAGACCCACCGCGGCGGCGACGAGCUGACCCUAGCCGACGGCGCCCCCACCAAUAAGAACCACACCCAUGGCUCCUACCAGGUCAGCAAACAAGGCAACAACCCGACUUAGAUUAGGAAGUUUCAACAAUGGAAGCGGCAGCGACGGCGGGGAAGUUUCAAACCCAAUUUAGUUUGACUGGGAAGUUUCAACAAUGGAAGCGGCAACGACGACGGGGUAUUGGUAUUGGGGAUUGGUUUUUAUUUAUUUUAAAUAAAAAGUGAUAAUGAGG
This is a messenger RNA of Linum trigynum, 412 nucleotides long. NCBI's taxonomy places the organism in Eukaryota, Viridiplantae, Streptophyta, Magnoliopsida, Malpighiales, Linaceae. The record is from the annotation of a GenBank genome assembly.